This is a messenger RNA of Leishmania major strain Friedlin, 3213 nucleotides long. Its product is annotated as putative huntingtin interacting protein (HIP). The record is from RefSeq and is a predicted model, not a curated record. The coding region runs from base 1 to 3213 and encodes 1070 amino acids. The transcript has a single exon. Gene Ontology annotation, molecular function: protein binding; palmitoyltransferase activity. NCBI's taxonomy places the organism in Eukaryota, Euglenozoa, Kinetoplastea, Trypanosomatida, Trypanosomatidae.
AUGCAGGUGUUCCGCGAGGCCAUCGAGAAGAACGGUGGGCCGCUGCCGCUCUUGUAUUACUUGCAGCCCGAUGCUGGUAAUACGCCGGACCCUGGCUCGGCGCCGUACCGCGACAAGUCGAUUGACCUCCUCAACACACGCGUUGACCGGCGCACCUUCUUCGAGUGCGUCCUCAGUGAUGCGGACUUCGCGAUUCUGACAACGUUCCUGAUGAGUGGCGUGUCGGUCAACGCAACCCGGGACGAGGAUGGUGCGUCGGCGCUACACAUUGCCGCGGCAGGUACGCUGGAGGUGCUGAACGAUGACGACGCUCAGGGUGGCGGCAGCAGCGGCCAGAUGGCCGGCGGUGACGGUGCCGGAGGUGACAACAUGCGUGGAUUUCACGCUGCGACUCGCGAGACGGAUGAGCGUGCUGAUGACGGUGACGCGAGCAGCGGUAGCACCAGUAGCAUCUUGAACCCGCCGUGCAAGAACCAACUCAUUAUUUCGUUCCUCAUCGACAACGGGGCCGAUGUGAACGCGGCCAUGCACGGUGGUCAUGGGCAGACGCCGCUAAUGAUGGCAGCCUCGCGGCAGAACAUGCGAGUGGUAAAGCUACUGCUGGCGAAGGGUGCCGACCUGAACGUGCAGGAUGCGCAAGGGCGUACGGUGCUGAGCUACGCCGUCGCCUACCCUCACGUGAUGGAGGCGCUGCGGCUGUGGAUGGGCGAGGAGGCCUUCUACGCGGCGGCGGUGCGGGAGCGGCUUCUGCACACGGCGUGCCGCUCCCUCGGCAACGCCUACGCGGCGCUCUACCUCACUGAGCAAAUUGGCCUGGACGUGAACAUGAGCGAUGACGUCGAUGCUGCGGCAGCCGCCGCAACGCCAGCGCCGGUGCAGCCUGGUCAAGCGUUGCCUGUUGACCCGAAGAACCCUCGGCGGGACUGCAUCCAAAACCGCCCCCGCACACCCGGGACUGCGGCGAUGUUCUUCGCUGCUGAUGCAUCAGAGGGGCAGCACAGCGCAUGGAGCAUCGCGCGAUCUUCUGCGAGCUCGGUGUCGCCCACCACGAACGCCACCACAACGGCGCCAGCUAGAAACUUUGCUCACUCCCCCUGUGUCGGCGUUGGCCGUUUAGGUGCUGCCGCGGUCGAAGCCGUCGACAUGGGUGCUUUACACAGCGGUGACACGCCACUUCAUUGUGCGGUGAGCACCGUCGACGUGGCCCUCGUGCGAGCGCUACUCAGCAAGGGUGCCGACGUGCACGCGGCCAACCACAGCGGUGUCACACCGCUGCAGCUCGCCCGGUCGCAGUCGUCGCUUGCCCAGUCGUGGAAGCAGUACUGGAAAGACGAGCUUAUUGUGAUGCUGUGGCCCACGUCCGCCAGCGCCGCCGCUGCCCUUCGCCGGCAUCGCGAGCUGCAGCGCGACAAGAGCCCGCGCAAGGUGCGCGCGCUGCUGACGGCCUACAGCCACGCGAACACCACGCAAUCACGUGAGAAAGUGGUGCGCGAGGAGCCAGCGCUGUACCUGUGGAAGCGCCACACUCCCAUGGACGUGGUGCUGCUCGUCGCGACGGCAACGCUGCCGCACGUCUUCUUUUACAUCUGCUGUUGCAUCAUCCGCAACUUUUUCGUGUUGUUGUGUCUGCUGCCGCUCAUAUACGGCGUCUACGUCGGGAUGCAGCGCCUCGACAGACGCCGUGCUCAAAGCCGUUCCCUUACGGACUUGGGCUGGUGCGUUGGCUUCGUCCUCGCGCAAGGGCUGUGCCUGCUGCUCUGCACCACGUAUUACUAUCACCAGUACUACAGCUUUCACAUGGAGGACCACACAGCGCUCAGCUGGCGGCUUGUCCCGGUCGUCACGGCGACUGGGGUGCUCGCGGCGUACGUGGUUCUCUCCUCUCCGGGACUCGUGACGAGCACCGAAGGGCAGCGCAAAGGCAUCUACGCCAGUCUGCGAAACGCCCAGGGCGAGUACGAGAGAGAGCUGCUGUACAGCAUUGAUCUGCGCACCAUGGUCAAGAAACCGCUGCGAGCGCAGUACUGUCCGCAGCUGCGGCGCGUCGUGCUCCGCUACGACCACUUUUGUGGCUACCUGAACACCGCCAUCGGCGGCGGCAACCACCGUGCGUUCUUGUGGCUGCAGGUCGCGCUGCUAUCCAUGCUGGGCUGUUUCUACUACUACGCAUGCGAGUACAGGCGUCUCAUGAACAGUUUCGCGGGCUUGGCUCGCACAUCGGCGGCGGCGGCGGGUCGCGCUCCGGGGCACAGCACGACCCGCGUGGCAGUCGCGAUGGAAAUGGAUCGUGCUGUUAUGGAGAAAUUUGAAACAGCGCUGCUCGCGACGGCCUGGCGCCGCUUCGCCUACACGUACUCCCAGGUGAUCCUGCCCUUGAUGAUCCUGAUGGUCGUGUAUGCCCUCUGCACCCAGCUACACGCUAUAGCCCGUAACCUGACCUUCUACGACGUUGAGCACAGCGAGGACGAGAGCAGCCUGUACUGCUUCACGCUGGGCAGCAGGGUCUACAGCCUGUUCGACAACGGCAUAUGGGCGAACCUCCGCGAGUUCUUCGGCUGGUCCUCACUCACGCAGAAGGUGUACCGGGUUCCGCAGAUCAACCCCUACCUGCAGCAAGUCGUCAAGGAUCAUCAACGGUGGCAGUUGACCGGCGGCGACGCCUGCUGCGAUGACAACGAUCGUCAGCAUCAGUCCUGCACGCACGCAAGCGGCGCUGCCUGCAAAUCUGGUGCAGCAGCAGCAGCAGGCACCACCACCACGGCGGGUGCAAUGGCAGGGCCAGUCGAGUUAGAGGAGUGCGAGUCUACCCGAGCUCAGCCGAUGCUGAGGGCGCCACAGCAUAAAGCACUCGCCGCGGCGGCAGCAUCCGCCAAUGUCGGGGGGCCUCCCCAGGGACGUGAGGCAGCGCAGCAGGAGCGGCAGCCAGCGUCACAAGCCGAGGAAGGCGGAGAAGAGGUGCACGAUGAGGCCGAAGACUACGCUGACAACGGCGGUGGUAAUUACGGCUCAGCACUGGCAAUGCACAUCUUUCAAGAGAUGAUCCGCAGCGGCGGCACGGUUGUUGACCGUCGUGACGCCAUAGACGUCACGGCGCACGGUGGCGGCGCGGGUGCGGAGACGCAGCAGGAGUGGGAUGCAGCGGUGGAGAAGGCGAGGCAGAUGUACCACUUCUACCGACAGUCGAUCGGCGGCACCGGCGACGGUGGUUACUGA